UAAUAAUUUCUUCUCUCUUUUGUCAUCAAAAUAAAAUCUUUCAUAUUAACUACUUAGAAAUUCUCAAAUUUUGCGACAAUGGCCAUCAACUUGGUCCAAGGUUUCCGCACCAAGGCCCACCCGAAACACGCUGCUUCGAUCGGGUUGUACCCGGAUGCCAAGUACUUGGUUAUUCGGAUCCCAGACUCUAGAGCAUUGAUGAUCCUUAGCCGUUCUUUGAUUCUGGCACUCUGCAUAGUCUCGCUGCCGUGUUUGAAUUCCCUCCUUUCAAUCGCAACCACUUCUUCUCCUGAAAUAACUACCUCUGACGUCAUGAUCCCCGUUAAAAUCGGGCUCCUGCCUUUGAUCUUCCGCGACUUGGCCAACGAAGGCCUGUUCAAGAGAGGCACGCAUAAGGCUGUUUUCGUGAGCGGCCGCCGAGACGAAGAGGCUGUCAAGAAAUCAGAGAUCCUCGACGUUAAUGAGAUGGAGCUUAUCGACGCUGAAAAACAAAGCUCAAUCCCUGACAACUCAAUUGACUUCGCCUUCGUCUCUUCCUUCCCCACCGCCUCUAAAUUCCUCGAAAGGACCCUUAAAGUUGGCGGGAUCGUCGCGCUUCAGCUUAGCGACAACCCCGCCAGCGGCUUCAAGAAGCCUGAGAACUACAAGAUGGUGUACUUGAGGCGGUUCGACGCGACCGUUUUGGCCAUGAGGAAGACCGGAAAGGCAUCCGCAACGACUUCUCCCACCCGGAGACGGCUCUUCGCCGAGGAGGCAAAGAAGGAAGCCUUGAAGAAUCUAGAAGACGUGCUUCUCGAACCCCCAAGAGCCUCGUCCUUGAAAUCGAGAAGGUACUUGAAGCGAACAAGGUAUCUCCCGGAUUUGAUGGGUGACUCUCUCGAGAGCUACCCUCGAAGGGUGUUCAUAGACGUAGGAUUGCCGGAGAAGGAAGGCGGGAGCGGGACAGGCUGGUUCGCGAAGAACUACCCGACCCGGAACAAGAACUUUGAGAUGUACAAGAUCGAGACGGUGACGGAGGAGAGCUCCGGGAAGGAGGUGGUUCAGACCGGGAUGUCGGAGUGGCUGAAGAAGAACGUGAAGGAGGAGGAGUACGUGGUGAUGAAGGCGGAGGCCGAGGUAGUGGAGGAGAUGAUGAACACCAAAGCGAUCAAGUUGGUGGAUGAGCUUUUCUUGGAGUGCAAGCCACAGGGGCAAAAUGGGAAUAAGGGUGAUAAUAAUAGUAAUAGUAAGACUAACUAUGUGAGGAGUCGCAGGGCUUACUGGCAGUGCUUGGCUUUGUACGGACAGCUUCGGGACGAAGGUGUUGCUGUGCAUCAAUGGUGGGGUUAGACAAAAAUGAAUAAGUUUUGAGCCGGAGAGAGAGAGAGAGAGCUAGAGAGAGAGAGAGAGAGAGAGAGAGAGAGAGGGGGGGGGUAAUGAUAUAGAAAGCAAGUAAAAUCUUUGUUUUGUUUUUAUUAUUUUUCUUAUGCGUCUGUUAUGUUGGUGUGUACUAGUUUUAUGUAUGGACCUGGAGUUUAUAUAUGAUUCGUCGUCCUGAAGAAGAAGAAGCUUUCUGCAGAAUUAUGACGACGACGAAGACCACGAUGGGUUUGUAACAUGAGGGAUGGUUUCAACUGAGAGUUGGAAGGGUGUUCUCCUAUUGAACAAACCAAAAGGAAACAGAGAUACACAUAUAGAGUGUGUUGUUGCUAAUUCUUUCAUUUAAUCUUGUACUUGUAUAUCAAUGUGGAUCAAGAUUCAGAGCUACUCAAAAUGUGUAUGAAUUGGGAUCAUGGUUACAUGCUAGAGAGAAAUUUCAAAUUCUUCUCAAUAUA
Molecule: messenger RNA, 1814 nt
Organism: Prunus persica (peach)
Lineage: Eukaryota; Viridiplantae; Streptophyta; Magnoliopsida; Rosales; Rosaceae
Exons: 1
Coding region: 79-1329 (416 amino acids)
Source: RefSeq, a predicted model, not a curated record